AUGAGUGCAUCACUGUUUAUCUUGUUGCUAAGGUUGGAAUUGAUAUGUAACUCUUUGACUGGAUUGUUGUCCAGAGUGCAUGGGCUUAACUUACUUGGAAAACUUAAGCCCCUUUUAAAUUUCCUGUUAAAGCCAGGAGGGGCAGAAGUUCAGCUGACAUAAACUACGUGGAACAAGUAAUUCUCUUUGUAGACUCCUUGGAGAAGGAUCUUUUCAGCCUUUCCUGUGGAUACCUAUAUAAAAAGAAGGCAUGAGGUGUGGUCUUGGAAAACAGCCAGCAAGGAAUCCCUGUGUCUCAUGUGGCAAAAAGUGAAAGUACAGCUAAUGCUAAGCAUGUCCUUCCUCACUGCUCUUUUUUGGUAUUGUAGAAGGCUAUACAGCUUUUUAGCACAGCUGCUGAAAAGGUGGAGCAACUACCUUCAGAGGCAACUCAUAAGGAAUCUCAGUGUGCUGCCAGAAGUUGAUCUACUUGGCUAUAGUGCAAGAGAAUGGAAAGGAGAAACAAAGCAGGCCAAACAGAUGAGGGAGGCAUAUGAAGAAUUGUUUAAGAGCUGUCAUAUCAAAUACCUGAGACAAGUCAGGAGGGACAACUACAGUGUAGUAAGAGCAGUGCUUUUUCAGAUAUUCAGCCAAGGCAUUCCUUUUCCUUCAUGGAUGAAGGAAAGAGAUAUAUUGAAGCUCCCUGAAAAGCUUUUGUAUUCUCAAGGUUGCAACUGGAUUCAGCAAUACAGUUUUGGACCAGAAAGAUACACGGGUCCCAAUGCCUUUGGGAAGUUGCGCAAAUGCAUGGAGGCGUUAAAGACAAAUUGGGCUGAAAUAAGUGCUACAAGAGAUCAUGAAGAAAGAGGAAGCAUGUGUAAUACACUGUUUUCUGAUGAAAGCAAGGAAUACAAACUAUAUGAAGCCAUAAAAUUCAUCAUGCUCUAUGAAGUUGUCGAAGCCUAUGAGCAGAUAAAGAGCAGGGAUGAACCUGUACACAACCUUUUUAGCCUUCUCUUUGCUCGUGACUCUUCGUCUGACCCUCUGAGUUUCAUGAUGAAUCAUCUGAACUCCAUAGGUGACUCUAUUGGCCUAGACCAGGUUGAACUGUUUCUUCUUGGAUACCUACUUGAAGUAAAGAUACGAGUUUACAGACUGCAUAGGUUUAAUACUGAGGAAUUUAAAGUAAACUAUCCGGAUGAAUACCGAAGGGAAUGGAAUGAGAUUUCUCUCGUGACUGAGGAUGACCGCUACUAUCACAUCCCCCUUUUCUGAACAUGAAGGACCAGUGACUUUUUUUUCUUUUUCCUUUGUAUAGUAUAGUGACUAAUUCCAGUGAAUUAGGUUUCUAAUUGGCAGCAGUAAAAUCGUGAGAAUGCUCAUUAAUGGUUACAAAACAAUUUAUGGGUUUAUUGUGUAAACAUUUUGCUUUCCCAUUUUUGCUCGGUUCACCAUCAGUCAGCCAUAAAAAGCAUAAAAUAUAUUGCUUUACUGUCUGGGGCAAAAAAGUGUGACAUUUGAGGGUUGUCAGACAAAAAAAUUGGAAUGCCUGACAACAAAAGACAAAGGUUAUGCUGGGUUUUCCAUUGCUAGUUUAAGGGUUUGCUCUGACAUCCAUGGAUGGGUUAAACUUAAGUGCCUAAAGCAAUGACUGCCUUUCCCUAUUCUUGUCUGUCUCUAGCAGGGGAGGAAGAAUCACAGAGGAAGAAAAUCCCAGGGUCCCACAGUUUAUAUUCCAUGCUAUUUAACUUGCAUUGACUUGGGAUGGGAGGAUAUAAGCUGGGGCCUCUGCAUGGCUGCUUCAAAUCCACUGGGCUUCCCUUGUUGCCAGAACACCUCUCCAGGGAUGGGCAGAGCAAGCAGCUGCAGGCUGUACUUAACUUCAGACAUGGGAACAGGCUGCACCCAGUGGUGAUCCCUGAAGGUGAAGAACUGUUACACAGGGAGAAAAAAUCAACACACAAGAACACUGUGAUGAAUGGAAGAUCACCUGUGUAAAUGAGGAAAGUACAUAGCUUUUUCCAAGGUAAAAAGGGCAGUGUUCACAUGCAACAGAGUUACACCCAGUAUCUGCGUAUGGCUUUGGUCAACUUGUAAAUUCUUUAAUAGCUGAUUUCAACAUUACCUGCCAAGAUUUCCUUUGCAAUUCAUUUGAGAAAACUGUGCAUGGAAUACAGGCCAAAACAAUGCAUUUUCAGCAAAUAUUCAUUUUCUAUGCAUGAUGUGAAUUCAGCAGUGUUGCAUACAUGUUUUAUCCUCUGAUUAUGUAUUAAUCUCCUUGCCUAAGAUCACUAUUUUUAAUCUAGACUUCCGUUUUUGAAGUCUGUCCGGAACAAGUAAAUGAGAUUUACCUUCCUACAUGGAACAUUUUCCUCAGUCCUGUUUUCUAAAAGAAUCGUUGUGUUUUGAUUAUUUCAAAAUAAGGGACCUUAACUUGAAGUAUUAGAUCUCACAAAAUAUUUGUGAAAAGCUUACAAUGUCACAGGCUAAUGGUUGUAUCGAAGAGGGUGAGAUUUAUUAAGAAACAAAACCUCUCCUUUCCUUAUCCUAGGGGUAUGGGGACAGGAGGGUUUGUUUUUUUAAACCUGCAGUAUAAAAUGCAAGCCAAUAGCAAAAAUGGGAACAGGGCCUGCAGGAGCUAAAGCAGUUGCAUGAGGUAUCUUCAUGGUAAUGCUUUGAGUCAGUGGAGAGUGCUUAGUUCCUUUGUGUAAAGGAAAGCUAUUUGCUCCCUUAUGCUCCUUUUAUUUGUGUGUAUAUGUGUAUAUAUAUUUAUAAAUACAAACACUUGAGUUCAGUUUUGUUGAAUGAUUUGUAGAUUUUAAUUAAGAAGGCUUGAUAGCUGUAAUAAUUUCAUCUCAUCAAAACCUGCAGACUUUUAUUUAUUAAAAGAAAGUUUUUUUGCUGAAUGAAGUAAUUUUCUUGUUUUAGGUUUGGUUCUGCUCUGCAUGGGGAAACGUUAUAAUACCUAAGUGUAGAGUAUUGUUAUCUAUUUUGCAUCAACAGUAACAUUUACAAUUAUCAAUAAACUAGUCUAUUUUUUUUUUUUUUUGUUUUGGUACAAACAGACAUACCAUAAAAAGUAUGUAUUUUUGUUGUGGACUUUUUAAUGAUUUGCAUAUUAUUUGUGUUUAGGAUUACAAAAGCAUUACAGCUGAAAGCGAUAAAUUGUGAAAACAUACAUUUUUGUGAUCUUGAGCACAUUAAUAGCAAGAAUUAAUAAAAAUCUAAAACAGA
Molecule: messenger RNA, 3213 nt
Organism: Poecile atricapillus (Black-capped chickadee)
Lineage: Eukaryota; Metazoa; Chordata; Aves; Passeriformes; Paridae
Gene: OTULINL
Product: OTU deubiquitinase with linear linkage specificity like
Exons: 8
Coding region: 298-1254 (318 amino acids)
Biological process (GO): protein linear deubiquitination
Cellular component (GO): cytoplasm
Molecular function (GO): cysteine-type deubiquitinase activity
Source: RefSeq, a predicted model, not a curated record